GCCACACUUUAUUGAUGCCUGAGCCACACAGGUUUGACGUAGCCAAGCAUGCCACAGGCAAACAACUGGAAGCAAGGAAGGUCUGCAAGGUCUAGCGGUUAGGCAAAUCUAGUGCUAAAGCUCAGCCCGUCAGCACCUGCAAUUAAUGAAAACCGCGGCCCCAAAUCAAGAAAAAUCACCAAGAAAAAAAAAGAAGUGUACAUAUCGUCGCUCAACAACACGGACUCUCGGGAUUCUUUAGGGACCGCAGCAGCCGACAUCAACGCGUCUAAAAGAGGAAAAGAAAAAGAAAAGACUAAACCUCUUGGUCGUUAUUGACUUACUUCUUUUCUCACCACCUCUUUUAUUGAGUGUCAAGAUUUAAAAGUGUCCACCAGCCGACGAUCCGAUAUCCCCCCACCCUUCGACUUUCAAAGCUUCGCCCUUUGUCCUACCGAGCCUUUAAUUUAGAGCUGUUAAACUAUCUGAGGAAUACAGAAUUUCUAUAGUCUCUACAGUCUCUACCGGCGCGGUAUCUUUUUCAGCUCAACAGUCCCGACCUGCCGAUCUUGUUGUUCCUUGACCUACGAAACCUCUCGAUAUCCUCAGCUUAGCUAGAAAGGUACUCACUAAAUACUUGUCGCGUAUGCAAAACAAGACCAUUGCUAGCUAGUAUCCUCGCCGCCGACCUCUGCUCUAUCUACGCCUGCAUAUAUACGUGGAAGCGUAUAAGCAAUAACCGCCAUGACAAAACCACGUCGUGGUGUUCGUUUCCCCGGUCGAAGCGUCAAUGGCCACGUCUCUUCUGACGGUAGGAGAUCUAGCUUCAGCGAAAUAAGUGAAGAUGGAUCAGGGUCUCCUAUCAAAACUAAAAGCUCGCCGCAGCUAGACGGUAUUAGCGAAAAAGCCUCAGAACAGCCCCAGAUGACUGACUACGAGAAGAAAAAGGCCAACUUCCUUACGCGAACUUUCUGGACCUUCGUCAUGAUAGGGGGUUUCUUCGCAGCUCUGUUUUCAGGCCACAUAUACAUCAUCGCUUGCAUUACUGCUGUACAAAUCGUCUCCUUCAAAGAAGUCAUUGCCAUUGCCAGUGUCCCCAGUCGAGCCCGACAGCUACGUCCUACUAAGAGCUUGAACUGGUAUUGGCUUGCUACCACCAUGUAUUUCCUCUACGGCGAGACGGUCAUUUACUACUUUAAGCAUAUCGUACUUGUCGACAAGGUUCUGCUCCCGUUAGCCACGCAUCACCGCUUUAUUAGCUUCGUCUUAUAUGUCAUCGGCUUCGUCUUCUUCGUCGCCAACCUCAAGGCCGGACACCUGAAGUUUCAGUUUACCAACUUUGCUUGGACGCAUAUGGCGCUGUACUUGAUCGUCGUACAGGCUCACUUCGUCAUGAACAACGUCUUCGAGGGCAUGAUCUGGUUCUUCCUGCCCGCGGCCUUGGUUAUCACUAACGAUAUCUUCGCUUACAUCUGCGGUAUUACUUUUGGUCGAACCCAGUUAAUCAAGCUUUCUCCCAAGAAGACGGUAGAGGGCUUUUUGGGUGCUUGGAUUAUGACCAUUGUCUGGGCUGUGCUUCUAACGAACGUGCUAAUGCGAUCCAAAUACUUCAUCUGCCCCGUCAACAAUCUUGGAUCCAGCAUCUUUACCGGUCUCGAGUGUGAUCCCAACCCGGUGUUCCUCCCGCACACGUAUACACUCCCCGAUCUAUUCUUCCUUCCUGGGAGGACCAAUUUUUCCUUCACUACCGAACCCAUGCAGUUUCACGCCAUCGUAUUGGCGACUUUUGCAUCCUUAAUCGCACCUUUUGGUGGCUUUUUCGCAUCGGGACUCAAGCGGACCUUUAAGAUCAAGGACUUUGGCGACUCGAUCCCCGGCCACGGUGGCAUGACCGACAGAAUGGACUGUCAGUUUAUUAUGGGAUUCUUCGCCUUCAUCUACUACCAAACUUUUAUCGCACAGCACAAAGUCAACGUUGGAAAUGUCAUGGAGAUGGCUAUUACGGGGUUGGCACCAGAGGAGCAGAUUGAACUGAUUAAGGGAAUGAGCAGAUAUCUAGAAAAUCAAGGAGUCUGGGGACCUGAAGUGAGUAACAUACGUGUCCCAACCCCCUUGGGAUGAACCAUUCUCUAACUGAUUAUACUUAGGUUCAUGCAUGUCUAGAUCGAGUAACGAGUGUAUAGCUACUCGACAG
Molecule: messenger RNA, 2173 nt
Organism: Daldinia loculata
Lineage: Eukaryota; Fungi; Ascomycota; Sordariomycetes; Xylariales; Hypoxylaceae
Product: phosphatidate cytidylyltransferase
Exons: 3
Coding region: 724-2100 (458 amino acids)
Cellular component (GO): endoplasmic reticulum membrane
Molecular function (GO): phosphatidate cytidylyltransferase activity
Source: RefSeq, a predicted model, not a curated record